AUGUUCAAGGUGAGGUGGAACCGCAAGAAAUCUGAGCAAACGACGCCGAGUUCACCUAUAACACCGCUGCACCCCGUGAAUGACAAUCUGGCGUCUCCAGCACGCGCCAGCUUCGGUGAUGGCCUCCACCCAUACUCCCAAAGCCAGCCGUCACCUGUUCCAGUGUCUCCAGUGACACCAACGUCGAACGCUGUGUUAGCGGAUGAAGAAGAGGACUGCGAUAAUUGUCCUGUUUGCUUAGAGCCGCUUUCAUUCUCUUUCAGACUUCCCGGAGAAAAGCCACAUAUAGUACCAGUUUGUGGACACGCAUUACACGAUCAAUGCUUUACUCAGGUCUACGGCGUGAUCCCCUCUGCGAAAAUACCGUCAAAGAGUUUGGGCGUGUGCGGAAUAUGCAGAAAACCUAUGAACUUAUCAGACGAGGCGGAUGUACAAAUUAAAGGGAAAGGAAAAACUAAUAAACUUGAUAAACUGGCUGGUAUCGCAUCCACACCAAACCCUCGUGAUUUACAAUCUUCUCAAUCAAACGCCUCUUUGAAGAAUCAAUACCAGAGAAAUAACACAGGUUCAACCUUGAGUUUGGCACAGCUGCAGCAACAGCACCUAGAUUCCCCACUAGAUCCCCUAGACAGCUCUGCAGACGACGCUAUACCUGCCGCACCAUCGAGCAGCUCAAACACAUCGAUAUCAAACAACUCAAAAUCAUCGCUCGGCGAAUUAAUAUCGCCUAAUAUCUCAAUAAAAACAGAAUUCAAUGCAGCGAUUAGACCCCAUGUAGAUCAAAAAUCUUCUAUUACAGCUAUCGUAACUGUAAAAAUACCUUCACGACAAGCAGAGUCUAAUCACAUCCAAGAUAGUUAUCAUCCAAGUCUAAUUAGAUACCAACAGCGUCAAUCAGCUCUUUAUAAUGACGACACUGUUUCACAAUUAAGGAGAUCUGACAGUAGAAUGUCAGCAGAUAACGCUAGUAUUAAUUCUACGCCGUCUACCUUCUCAGUACAACCUCAAUUUCAACCGCAGCCUCAACCACAACAACCACCUCCACAACAACCUCCACAAUCACAACAAUCACAGCAAAGACCCCUCAAAUCUGUAACCACAGAUCUGUACAGUAGAAUUUUAGAUUGGAAAGGCAACAACCCUCAUAGUUUCGGAUCAUUAUUAUUAUACUCCCUUAGUUUGACUAUACGAAGGUCAACUCAGUCUCAGACUGCACAAGUUUUCUUGUUUGAGAAUGCUCUCAUUUGCGUUUCUGAAGAUAGGAAGUCCCAUCCAAUGAAAGAUGGUAGAAGGGUACUCAAAUUGAAAGGAAAGAUCUACAUAUCUAACAUAAGAAGAGCUACUUCAAUUGGUGACACUGCACUCGUUCUUGAAACAGAAACUGACGAUUUCCGCGAUUUGACAUUGAUGUUCAUGAUGCGCGAUGAGCGCGAACAAUGGAAGGCCCAAUUUGACAAGCUUAUAUACUCAUCUGUGAAUAUUCAGCACCAUCAGCCGCAACCGCAGCAAGUGAAUACUCUACAAAAUCAACAAACGGAACAAUCACCAGAAUCACCUGCAAGUUCUUUGAGGGAACGAAUCGAAAAGGAACGUAUUUCAAGGUUACUCACACCACAGCUUGGAAAUAACAACAGGCAGUCGCAGCAGACUAGCUUCUCAGCACCACAGGUACCAUUCACUGCGCCGCUGUCACCAGUUUCUUUACCACAUUCCCCAAGAUCGACAGCACCAAGUUCGUAUGGCAAAGCGAGCAGCAUAGCGACUUCAGGAAUAUCAACUAACCCAUCUGACGUCUCUGCAUUUGGUUUAGCCUAUGCUGGUGAAGGUGGUGGAAACAAAGCUAGAGAAUCAAUGAGAUCGUCUGUAUCAGCAAAUGUGUCAGCGAAUCUGUCUGAACAUUCGUUAGUGCAACUCGCCCCUCAUGAUGGUACACUUCAUCCGCACGCGCCUGCUGAUGUCGUCCUCAUAUUACCUCUACCAACAUCUCAACAUGGUAGCCCGACGUUGAAACUCAGAUUCUUAAAGUCAUCCCUCGAAUUUGUCAUCAACAAGCUAGGCCCACGUGACAGAAUCUGCGUUGUUACUUUCAGAUCAAUGCAGGGUGGUGCAUUGAGAAGGACUCCAUUUAUAACACCAUCAUCUAUCAACGGAAAACAAAAGUUAUCGAGAUUCUUGGAAACUUUCGGUAACAACUGGGAUGAUUCAGUCUAUGGUAUUGAUGGCGCGCCUGACCCUUUCAAAGUUGGUACGAAAGCAGACGAGAAGACGGAUGUAGUUACCGCAAUGAAUGCCGCUCUCGAUGGUGUUUUACAAAGAACAAGCAAAAAUGCAGUAACUGGUAUCUUCCUAGUCAGUGAUAAUCAAGAUCCUACUCGUCGCGCUCAAAUGGAACUGGUUUUGGCCAGAGCUGAAGCAGCUUCCGUCCCGAUCCAUACACUCGGAUGGAGUAGAGUGCAUGAUCCAUCAUCACUUUGGUUAUUGAGUUCACACACUGGGGGUACAUACACAUUUGUGAAAGAAUGGAAUCAGUUGAGGGAUUGUAUAGCAGGUGCUGUUGGUGGAUUAUUCAGUGUUGCAGCUACGAAUAUGAAACUUCAUAUAAACGUUCUCGACUGGCCUAUGGUUCGAGUGAGGAAGGUUUCUCCGUCUACCUCGACUAUUGUCUCAAGUGAUGGGAAUGAAGUACACGUUGAACUCGGAGAGAUACACUUCGGAGAACAGCGAGAGUUACUGGUUGAGAUGGAUCUUAUACACCCUGCAAAAGCUACAAUAGGUAGUUCAGGGUUAAACACCAAGCGAUUGUCGAGGUACUCGACUCAAGCUAAUGUUAAUUCGAAUAUCCAAGACGGCUUAGCCGGAUUGACAGUUGGCGAAACAAUGACGGAUGCCUAUGAUGAUUUGAUUGACGAAGCUGCUUUAUUUGAAGUUGAUGCAUCAUACCAUGAUCCAAACGUUGGCAGAUCAGUAUCAAGGCUCGUACAGCCAGUUUUAUUGACGAUGACGAUACAUCCUAACAUAAUGACGGACAACCAGUCGACGAUUGGAUCAUCAAUUAAUAUGACUUCACAGCGUUUGAAUGCAAUCUUAGGUAAUCCAGAUGCGAAUGUUAUAAGACGUAGAAUGGAAUUACUUAGUUCUGAUAUGAUAACGAGAGCUUUGAUACUUAUCUCUCGCAAGAAUAAUGGUCAAGCUCAACGUCUUCUCACCGAGACUGUUAGACUAGUCAGAAUGGCAAUAGCUAAUCUCAUAAAUAGCACAUCGUUCUCACCAAAUGCGAACUCACCUUCAAUGUCAGUAUCUGCUGGUAGAUUUAAGAAAGACCAUAGUAUACUCUACACAGCUGAUAUACUUGAAGCUAUACUCUUUGAACUUGAAACACUUUUGGAAGGCUUGGAAGAGCAUAAAGAAAACUUUGAGCGCGAGCAGCGUAAUCUAGGCGCACAACAAGCUAUGAUACUCAGAGAUCAAAAGAGUUGGACUGGAAGGAGUCCAAUAGAGAGACUCUUCUGGAAUUUCGACAACUCAAGAGGUCUUUUGGUAAAAUCACUUGAGUGGAAUAGAUAAAAUAAAGAGGACACCAAGAUAAUUUAUUGCUGAUGACACUACUUUAACAUUUUCUAAAAUAUCAAAGGUUUUUUAAUGACUCUCGUUUAAUUUGUUUUCACGUCAUUUGUUUUCUGUCUUACAUUUCUACCUUUUUUCUCAUGUAUGUUGUCUAAGAUAAAAUAGCCG
Messenger RNA from Wallemia mellicola CBS 633.66, 3732 nucleotides. RefSeq lists its product as hypothetical. NCBI's taxonomy places the organism in Eukaryota, Fungi, Basidiomycota, Wallemiomycetes, Wallemiales, Wallemiaceae. The record is from RefSeq and is a predicted model, not a curated record. The transcript is spliced from 4 exons. Bases 1 to 3564 code for a protein of 1187 amino acids.